GACGUGGAUGCCAUCAAGCUCUUCGUGGGGCAGAUCCCCCGCAACCUGGAGGAGCGCGACCUCAAGCCGCUCUUCGAGCAGUUCGGCAAGAUCUACGAGCUCACCGUGCUCAAGGACCGCUACACCGGCAUGCACAAGGGCUGCGCGUUUCUCACGUACUGUGCCAGAGACUCUGCCAUCAAAGCCCAGACUGCGCUCCACGAACAGAAGACUUUGCCAGGGAUGGCGCGCCCGAUCCAGGUGAAGCCAGCGGACAGCGAGAGCCGUGGAGGGGACAGGAAGCUCUUCGUGGGGAUGUUGAACAAGCAGCAGUCCGAGGACGACGUGCUCCGGCUCUUCGAGCCCUUCGGGGUCAUCGACGAGUGCACGGUGCUGCGGGGACCCGACGGCAACAGCAAAGGCUGCGCCUUUGUGAAGUUCUCCUCUCACACCGAGGCCCAGGCGGCAAUCCACGCUCUCCACGGCAGCCAGACCAUGCCUGGUGCUUCUUCCAGUCUAGUGGUGAAGUUUGCUGACACAGAUAAGGAGAGGACCCUGCGGCGGAUGCAGCAAAUGGUGGGGCAGCUGGGGAUUUUCACUCCUUCGCUCACCUUGCCCUUCAGCCCGUACAGCGCGUACGCGCAGGCUCUGAUGCAGCAGCAGACGACGGUCCUCUCCACCUCCCACGGCAGCUACCUGAGCCCCGGCGUCACCUUCUCGCCCUGCCACAUCCAGCAGAUCGGCGCCGUCAGUCUGAACGGGCUGCCGGCCACCCCCAUCGCCCCGGCUUCAGGGCUGCACUCGCCUCCUCUCCUGGGCACGGCUGCCGUUCCAGGCCUGGUGGCGCCCAUCGCAAACGGGUUCACCGGGGUGGUGCCUUUCCCCAACAGCCACCCGACGCUGGAGACCGUCUACACCAACGGCCUCGUGCCCUACCCAGCCCAGAGCCCGUCGGUGGCAGAGACGCUGCAUCCAGCCUUCACGGGGGUCCAACAGUAUGCAGCCGUGUACCCAGCCACAACCAUCACCCCGAUCGCCCAGACUGUCCCCCAGCCUCCCCCCCUCCUACAGCAGCAGCAGCGAGAAGGCCCGGAAGGCUGCAAUCUCUUCAUCUACCACCUGCCUCAGGAGUUUGGAGACAACGAGCUGAUGCAGAUGUUCCUGCCCUUUGGCAACAUCAUCUCCUCCAAGGUGUUCAUGGACCGAGCCACCAACCAGAGCAAAUGCUUCGGUUUUGUGAGCUUUGAUAACCCCUCCAGUGCCCAGACAGCCAUCCAGGCCAUGAACGGCUUCCAGAUCGGGAUGAAGAGGUUGAAGGUUCAGCUAAAGCGACCCAAGGACGCCAGCCACCCCUACUGACAGUAGGUGCAACCCGGAGUCGGUGUUGCAGCACAGGUGAAGGCAAAAGUCCUGAGGAAGAAAUCUUGCUUCAGGUCGCUUGACAAGCAAGGCCAGUAAAUUUUACAGACUCUUUGGAUACUGCCCCUUUCCUCUCCCCUCUCCCCCACCAAAAAAAAAACCUAAAAAAAAAUAAAAUGUGAACGGCCGAAGAGCAGCGAAGCGCUGGAAGGGCUUGCCAGCUCCCCCGGCGGGGGACCUUCUUGCCACGACGGUCCCAGACCGCUCGGGCCAGGCCUGGACUUGACGGACCAAGCCAAGUGUCUCCAGGUCACGUGAGCACCUCCCGGGACUUUGGCCUCCCCACACCCCCGAC
Alligator sinensis (Chinese alligator) is the source of this 1693-nucleotide messenger RNA. RefSeq names its product CUGBP Elav-like family member 5 (gene CELF5). Gene Ontology annotation, molecular function: mRNA binding. The coding region runs from base 130 to 1338 and encodes 402 amino acids. Lineage: Eukaryota; Metazoa; Chordata; Crocodylia; Alligatoridae. Gene Ontology annotation, cellular component: nucleus; cytoplasm; ribonucleoprotein complex. The transcript has 13 exons. Gene Ontology annotation, biological process: mRNA splice site recognition; regulation of alternative mRNA splicing, via spliceosome. The record is from RefSeq and is a predicted model, not a curated record.